This is a messenger RNA of Dendrobium catenatum, 3414 nucleotides long. RefSeq names its product ATP-dependent RNA helicase-like protein DB10. Bases 339 to 3164 code for a protein of 941 amino acids. The transcript has 8 exons. Lineage: Eukaryota; Viridiplantae; Streptophyta; Magnoliopsida; Asparagales; Orchidaceae. Gene Ontology annotation, cellular component: ribonucleoprotein complex; cytoplasm; nucleus. Gene Ontology annotation, molecular function: ATP binding; protein binding; RNA helicase activity. The record is from RefSeq and is a predicted model, not a curated record.
UAGUUUAGAAGGCACACCCUCUCGUUCGCUAGAUUCGCCGCGAAACCCUAGCCACGUUCGAGGAAAAGAGCGAGGAGCAUCUGCUUUUGCUAAUACUUUUUCUUGUCAACCCUAGAUUCAGUGCAUCGUCUGAUUUGAGAGAAAUUAGAGCAAUUUCUUCUUUUGUUUCUCUUUUAUUGGCCCAACCUAGGCUUUAAGUUUGUGAUCUGUAGAUCUAGCUGGAGAAGCUCUAAGAAUCGGCGUUUUUCUUCAUCCAUCCACAUACCAUCCUCCCCACCUUUGAAUCCUAGGGUUUCUAGUCGUUUUUCGAGAUUUAGCGGGGCUCUUUCGCUCCGAAUAUGACUCCCACGGCGACGGUAUCUCAAGGAAGCGGGCCGCGUUAUGCUCCUGAGGAUCCGACACUUCCGAAGCCGUGGAAGGGUUUGGUCGAUGGGAGCACAGGGUAUCUCUAUUACUGGAAUCCUGUGACAAAUGUGACGCAGUACGAAAGGCCUGCUGCGGAGGAAAAGCUGCCUCCGCCACCGCCAAUUCCAAAGUCGGCGCCGCUUUCAUCCGUUCAGGUUCAUCAGCAUCAUCAUGAUGAAGACGGGAGAUCUCGGAGCCAUCAGCAUCAAGGAGUUAGAGUUAGUGGAGAACGUUCUGGACAUGCUUCAGGUGAUUUGGGACAUGGAUCUUCUGGCCCACAUAGUCAUGUUCACCUUUCAGUGCAUUCAAGGACAUCUAUGAGAAAUCAUGGUUCUUCUGAUGCUGGAGUGAGUUUAUCUGCUGAAGCAUAUCGUCGCCAGAAUGAAAUAACUGUCACUGGAGAUGAUAUUCCUGCUCCAUACGUGACAUUUGAGUCAUCAGGUUUUCCACCUGAAAUUUUGAAAGAGGUACACCGUGCAGGUUUCUCUUUUCCUACUCCAAUUCAGGCUCAGUCAUGGCCCAUUGCAUUACAAAACCGUGAUGUUGUAGCCAUUGCAAAGACAGGCUCUGGGAAAACAAUUGGUUAUCUCUUUCCAGGGUUUGUACAUCUUAAACGAGUUCAUAACAACCCCAAAAUGGGACCAACUGUGCUAGUUCUUUCACCAACCAGAGAACUAGCAACUCAGAUACAAGAUGAGGCUGAGAAGUUUGGGAGAUCAUCAAGAAUUUCUUGCACGUGUUUAUAUGGAGGUGCCCCAAAAGUUUCACAAUUAAGAGAUUUAGAUCGAGGAGUGGACAUUGUGGUUGCAACUCCUGGAAGAUUGAAUGACAUUUUGGAGAUGAGAAGAGUCAGCUUACGUCAAGUCUCAUAUUUGGUUCUUGAUGAAGCUGACCGUAUGUUAGACAUGGGAUUUGAGCCUCAAAUAAGGAAAAUUGUCAAAGAAGUACCUCGUCGGCGUCAGACUCUCAUGUUCACUGCUACUUGGCCUAAAGAAGUGAGGAAGAUUGCUGCAGAUUUGCUUGUUAACCCUAUUCAGGUUAACAUUGGAAAUAUAGAUGAACUUGUUGCCAACAAAGCUAUUACCCAGUAUGUUGAAUUGAUAAGACCAGUCGAAAAGCAAAGGAGGUUGGAGCAAAUACUGAGGUCUCAGGAAUCGGGCUCUAAGAUCAUAAUUUUCUGCACUACAAAGAGGAUGUGUGACCAGUUAGCACGGUCUCUUAUUCGUCAGUUUGGUGCUGCAGCUAUUCAUGGUGACAAAUCACAGGUAGAGCGGGAUAGGGUUCUGAGCCAAUUCAGAACUGGGAGAUCACCUAUACUUGUCGCCACUGAUGUUGCUGCUCGAGGAUUAGACAUUAAAGAUAUCAGGGUUGUGAUUAACUAUGACUUCCCCACUGGUGUUGAAGACUAUGUUCAUCGGAUUGGGAGAACAGGAAGGGCAGGUGCCACUGGAAUUUCUUACACAUUCUUCUCUGAUCAAGAUUCUAAAUAUGCUUUGGAACUUGUUAAAGUUUUGGAAGGGGCGGAUCAGCGAGUUCCACCAGAGCUCCGAGACAUGGCAGCACGGGGUGGAUAUGGUGGCAAGUCAAGGCGCUGGGCUUCUGGUUCUAGUGGUCGUGAUAGAGGCCGAUUUGGUUCUGGUCGAAUUGACUCCACCAAUGUUGGGAGAACUGGGCAUGUCCUAUCAGCUUCAAGUAGGGUAGACACUGAUAAUAACCGCAGCAACUAUGGACGUGAUCGGGAUGCUCGAGACAGAUCAGAUCGUGUGGAUCUGCAUGCUGUUGAUAAGCAUGUCUAUAAUGAUGCCAAAGGCAUCUUAAGAGGCCGUAGUCAUAGUCGCAGCCCUAUCCGAAGCCCUAGCUCAAGCCCAAGCCCAAGAAAAGGAGAGGGUGUGUUUGGCAAUGGUCAGAAUCGGAGUCGCAGCAGGAGCUGGAAUAAUUCUCGCAGCCGUAGUAGGAGUCGUAGUCGUAGUCGCAGCAUUGGACGCAGCAAUGGCAGGCUUCCCGUUGCUGGGACUUCUGGCAGGCUAUCACCACCGUCCAAGAGAAAGGAGAUAUCAGUUGACCAUCAUCAUGGAGGACAAUCACCACCACCACGGAAACGAAGGGAAACUUCGAGUGACCGUCACCAUUGUUCACCUCCACCUCCUAGGAGGGAAACAUCCAUCGACCGUCAUCGUGGUCAUUCGCUGCCCAAGAAGAAAAUAUUCAUUGAUCAUCUUCGCAGACAAUCACCACCCAGGAGGGAAAAUUUGAUUGAUCGUAACCGUAGGCCAUCACCAGAGUCCAGAAGAGAAAAUUUGAUUGGUCAUCACCGGAGACCAUCACCACCAUCCAAUAGGCUAAAUUCAGCUAAUGAUCGCAGCAGGACAUCAUCCCUACCCAACAAGAAUGAUAUCCUAGUUGAGCAUGGUCAUGCCAAGGAUGACUCACCAAGCCCACCAAGGCAAGGCUCUCAAUCUCCAUACAUCCAAACAGAGAAUGGAAGUAGAACUGAGUUGGAUAGGUUGGAGCAGUUGAGGCGGUCUCCCUCGCAGCACCUUAUUUGUGAAACUGAGCCUGAUCGGCCGAGGACACCCGAGCAUCCAAGUGGUGUAGAAUCUGGGCAGCUUCUUGAUGAACCUGUACGACUGGCAUCAGCUCCAGCAAAUGUGGAUGAGGAAGAGGAAGGCUUAAUUCCACCUGAUGAAGAGGAAGGUUUGAUUCCACCUGAACCAAAUGCAGCUUCCCCUUAUCAUGUUCCUGAUUCAAGGGACAACUGAUGAGCAUCAGGAAGUCUGCUUUCAAAUGAUUUUGUUGUAUCGUAGAAUGCAUUUAAGCGGAACCUGCCUUACUUAAUAACCUGUAUUGUUUUUCACGUCUUGAGCAAGGAUAUACUAUCUGAUAAUGCGUACAUUUUUUAGGCCAAGCCUCGAGUCGUGGUUUUUAUUGUUUCGGCUGCUUCAUGCUAUGAAACAUAUGAAGUUAAAUAUAUUUAAAACUUAUUCUAUAUAAUUCAAGCUUUCUUUACCA